This is a messenger RNA of Ordospora pajunii, 318 nucleotides long. RefSeq lists its product as uncharacterized. The record is from RefSeq and is a predicted model, not a curated record. Lineage: Eukaryota; Fungi; Microsporidia; Ordosporidae. The coding region runs from base 1 to 318 and encodes 105 amino acids. The transcript has a single exon.
AUGCCUGCUUAUCAAGACAGCCACUCAAAGAAAAUACACUGGAGAUUCUCACAGAUACUGCUCAUCGCCGUCCUCUAUGCAACAGGAAUAGCAUGCGUCUUCAUAAGCAUUCAGCCACUAUUGGAAAUGGACUUCGAACCUAAAAACUUCAUAGGCAUUUUCAUUGCCUUCCUCCAUGGCUCAUACAUGCUUGGAUUUAUGUCAAUACACAAGAAAAGCCAAUUCGUAUUCUGGGCCGCCAGUUACUCCCUCCUGUGCAUAACAACAAUCCUUCUGUACUACUACAACAGCCUAUUCCUACAGUCCCCGACAGCAUGA